Messenger RNA from Lachancea nothofagi CBS 11611, 417 nucleotides. Lineage: Eukaryota; Fungi; Ascomycota; Saccharomycetes; Saccharomycetales; Saccharomycetaceae. The record is from the annotation of a GenBank genome assembly.
AUGGAUCCAUUACUAGAGGAGGAGGAAGUCGACGUCUUUCGCAAUGUAGCCCAGGGCUUAGUUGGCAGCUACCUGGAAAUCACGAUUCAAUAUUGGCAAGAGUUGAUAAAUGAGAUAGAGAUGACCAAUGAACCAGGAAGUCAGUAUAAAGACGACUUUAAAUCGCAUUCACUACCCCUUGCGCGCAUUAAAAAGGUCAUGAAAACAGACGAAGACGUCCGGAUGAUUAGUGCAGAAGCUCCAAUACUCUUUGCUAAAGCAUGCGAAAUAUUCAUCACCGAACUCACUAUGCGGGCCUGGUGUAUCGCAGAAGAGCACAAGAGACGAACACUUCAAAAGAGCGACAUUGCGCAAGCUUUACUGAAGAGCGACAUGUUUGACUUUCUGAUCGAUAUCGUACCAAGGAAUUUGGAAUAG